Micromonas pusilla CCMP1545 is the source of this 1000-nucleotide messenger RNA. RefSeq names its product histone H1 linker protein. Gene Ontology annotation, biological process: chromosome condensation; negative regulation of DNA recombination; nucleosome assembly. Gene Ontology annotation, molecular function: structural constituent of chromatin; nucleosomal DNA binding; double-stranded DNA binding. Lineage: Eukaryota; Viridiplantae; Chlorophyta; Mamiellophyceae; Mamiellales; Mamiellaceae. The record is from RefSeq and is a predicted model, not a curated record. The coding region runs from base 13 to 429 and encodes 138 amino acids. Gene Ontology annotation, cellular component: nucleus; nucleosome. The transcript has a single exon.
CCGCACUCCAAAAUGCCUCCGAAAAUGUCAGCACACCCGAAAUAUGAAGACAUGGUGAAGGCUGCCAUUUUAGCCUUGAAGGACAAGAAAGGCUCAUCCGUGCCUGCCAUCGCUAAGUAUCUUGCGGCCAACUUCAAACUUCCUGCCAACUUCAAGAAGAUCCUCUCGACUCAGCUCAAGAACCUCGUCAAGGCCGGCAAAUUAUUGAAGAUAAAAGCUUCCUACAAACUCGGAGAUGCUCUGAAAAAGGCCCCGAAGAAGCCCAAGAAGAAGGCCGCCAAGAAGCCCAAGAAGAAGGCCGCCAAGAAGCCCAAGAAGAAGGCCGCCAAGAAGCCCAAGAAGGCCAAGAAGGCUGCUGCCAAGAAGGCUGUGAAGAAGCCCAAGAAGGCCAAGAAAGCGACGAAGAAGGCUGUCUCCAAGAAAAAGUAAAGCGCUGCAUGGACAUCUCAGAUAUUACGGUGUCACUUGACACCACCAUCUUUUAAGUAUCUCUCUUGCUUCUUCUCCACUGAUCAGAAACGAAACUGUUUUAUUAUUUAAAUCCGUGGGUUGAACGCUUCUCGCGACAAAUACGUGUGUUCAUGCUUUUCUUUUACUUUAUAGUCCACAUAAUUAUCUUAGGUGACUGCUUUCACUCCCACUGAAGAGGAGGGGAUGACCCGGUAACCAAACAGUAAAUGUUACAGCACAAAGGGCGCCCUCACUCGGCUGAUUCGAUCUCCGGCAAUCCGUGACUUGGGCACUCUGUGUGCAACCCUCAUGAUGGAUGAGGAUUAAUCCCAUGAAUCGUGUGGAGAAGCUCCGAGGGGAGAGUGGAUGUUUCUUACUGAUGACAAGGCUGUCGCAGUAAGCCCUGAGGAGGUGCGUCGUUGGGCGGGGCAUUCGUUUUCCUGACGCAGCGCCAAGGACCCACUCUACCAGUGGAUCGAGGCCAAGAGUCGGAACUCAGAUCGUUGCGUAGAAAAUGAUUAAGAGUAUAAAUAGAGAUAACGGUACGCAG